CUUUUGUGGGUACGUACGCUUCUUGCUCACAUACUCGAACUUGCGAUGUCGACAGCGCAAGCUCCUGCAGCUGCUCCAGCCAACGACGGCCCUCAACAAGAAGAAUCAGGCUUUCGUAAGUUCUUCGGAUUUGCUCAGCAAAUAAUCAUCUUUUGGACGAUCACGCAACUGGCCACGAAGUUCUUUGCACCAAAGACAGUUGGGCCAGAUACAGCAGUAUCUACUGGAGGAAAGCAAGCCGUCAAUACGCAACCUGUAGAUCCAUGGAGUCAACCCCCAACGCAUGCAUCUCUGGCGUGGCCGAUUGGCGAAACAUAUUCUAUGCAGGUGUACUUUACUACAACCCCACAUACCGAUAGCUUCGCGAAGCAACGGAGUAACAUUAAUAAGGAAGACAAUCUGCCACAUUUCGUGUGGGAUAACAUCAAGUUUGGAGACUAUAAUGACCAUCGGUCCGUGGAGUAUACCAUCGACUUCCCGGAGGUCGUCAAGAACAAUGGUUCGCUGUGGGCGGAUAUUUUCUUACUGAGGAACGGCGCAACUUUAAAUCCUUCGAGCACCUCGUUCGAUGCGGAAAACAUCCACCAUGUUCGCAAGCUUCUUACGCCAUAUUUCCCUCGAGCGAAGGCUCGCAAGGAAAAGAACCUUUUGAGUGGCGAGGCACCUGUCGAGGACGAGGCCGAAGAAGCGGAUGUUAUUGUCCCUCAUUGGCAUAGCAACAUAACCCUUGCUCUCAUCUCGGAUCCAGCUGUUCUUCCCUACUCUUCGCUUCCGCCACCAAUUCUUGAGCACAUACACCUCGUGCCCGAUGCGAGAGAUGUAACUGGAACGAAAGGUUUAUACAAACCCAUCAUCUUCCCCAACGAAUUUUGGCACCUACGAAGUCACUAUGUUGAGGUGAACAGCACUACCAAGGCGCUGCCAGUUCAAGUUGUUUUCCAGCCCAUGUCAUACAUGAAAUUCCAAUUAUUCGCCACUAUGACCCAGGGAUUCAAAGACGCUGAGAAGCAACAAGGUACAGCGGCCCACGCAGAAAUUGACGAAGUCAAGCGAAUGCUGCUAGAGACAAACCCUUGGUUCCUCGGAUUGACCGGCAUCGUUAGCGUGCUUCAUGUACUCUUCGAGAUGCUUGCCUUCAAAUCCGACGUUUCUCAUUGGCGCCAGAAGAAGGAGAUGGUUGGAGUCUCUGUUAGAACUAUUGUCACCAACGUCUUUGUCCAGAUCGUUAUUCUAUUAUACCUCAUCGACAACAACGAGAACACCAGCUGGAUGAUUCUCUUUGGUUCCGGCAUGGGCGUACUCAUCGAAGCAUGGAAGAUAACAAAAGCCGUGGAUAUAUCUUUGGUAUCCGCUCCGGCGGGUUCUUUAAUCCCGUAUAAGCUCGACAUCAAAGACAAGCAUGUUCUCAGCGAAGACGAGAAGAAGACCCAAGAAUACGAUAAACUGGCCUUUCGUUAUGUCUCGUAUGCGGCGAUUCCGCUGCUCGCUGCGUAUACUGUGUACUCGCUAGUCUACAACACCCACAAAGGAUGGUACAGCUUCGUCAUCUCGACCCUGACGUCCUUCGUGUACAUGUUCGGUUUCGCUCAAUUGGUCCCUCAGCUGAUUAUCAACUACAAACUCAAGAGUGUAGCCCAUAUGCCAAUGAAGGCAAUGAUCUAUAAGACUCUUUCGACUGUUGUUGAUGAUCUAUUUGCGUUUUGCAUUAAGAUGCCGUUUUUGCACCGGCUGGCAUGUUUCCGAGACGAUGUGGUAUUUCUGAUCUUCCUGUACCAACGGUGGAUAUACCGAAUUGAUCCCAAGCGAGUGAAUGAAUAUGGGCAGGUCAUGGUGGAGGAGGUGGAUGCAGCGAACAAGGAGUCGAAGAAAACUCGCUAGACUAAUGAAUGCCGGUCUAUUAUAUACAUAAUGUUUGUGUCAAUAGAGCAUUUACGAAGUGAACACGACAUGCUCGGAGCUACCAUCAUAUGGCGUAGCCUGAGAGCUGUGCACUAAA
Messenger RNA from Desarmillaria tabescens, 1996 nucleotides. RefSeq names its product cleft lip and palate associated transmembrane protein. Gene Ontology annotation, cellular component: endomembrane system; membrane. NCBI's taxonomy places the organism in Eukaryota, Fungi, Basidiomycota, Agaricomycetes, Agaricales, Physalacriaceae. The record is from RefSeq and is a predicted model, not a curated record. The transcript is spliced from 16 exons. The coding region runs from base 46 to 1878 and encodes 610 amino acids.